Molecule: messenger RNA, 4498 nt
Organism: Ctenopharyngodon idella (grass carp)
Lineage: Eukaryota; Metazoa; Chordata; Actinopteri; Cypriniformes; Xenocyprididae
Gene: kcnj1b
Product: potassium inwardly rectifying channel subfamily J member 1b
Exons: 2
Coding region: 511-1656 (381 amino acids)
Biological process (GO): regulation of monoatomic ion transmembrane transport; potassium ion import across plasma membrane
Cellular component (GO): plasma membrane
Molecular function (GO): ATP-activated inward rectifier potassium channel activity
Source: RefSeq, a predicted model, not a curated record
UGCAAAUGCAGAGAUGUGGGGAGUCAGAGGGUUGGGGGGUGAGCGCAACGGGAAAUGUGAUUCAACGUUUUCUUUGUGUUGUUCUUUGCAAAGCCUGUGCGUUCCCAUGGGUACAAGCGGUGAGGAGCUCGACAGCUGAAGUUCCUCUUUUUAAAUGGGGUUCCCUGACUGCAUUCGAGGGUCUGAGGAGGUAUUUGGAUAACUAGAACAUUGACACUCAAUGCAAACUUAUCCUGUAUGCUAUGAUAGUUGCUCUUUAAUUUAACUUUCUUGUGGUUUGCGUUGGUUGGUUGGUUGGUGAAAGAACUCUAGAUCUGAUGUGAGGUUUGUUUUUUGGAACCAUUUUCUAAGCUGUCUUUGCUUUAUAGUGUGUAAACUGUGGCAUGUGCCUGGGAUUAGGACAUUUCAUUGAGGAUUUUAGCAGCACCCUGAUGGUUAUAUGCUCCUUCAUAGCCUGAACUUCAAAUAACACUGAAGUUUGCUGGGACGUUUUCAGUUUGUAGCUGAAAGAUGUUCCAGUUCAUCCGGAAACAGAUUCAUAAUCACCUUGUGGAGCGGAAAAUUAUGAAAACACGUCUUGUUACAAAGGACGGCCACUGCAACAUUAAAUUUGGGACUGCUGAAUAUAACAACCAUUUUGCUUUCCUUAAGGACUUCUGGACUACGUUUGUUGAGAUUCGCUGGUGUUUUGUAAUUGUUUUAUUUGCUGCUGCCUUCACUGGAAGCUGGUUCAUUUUUGGUUUGCUCUGGUAUUCACUUGCAAAAAGUAACGGAGACUUAGAUGUUCUCCAGAACUCUUCUGAAUCCCAUCAGGUGAAAUGUAUAGAGAACAUUAACAGUCUUACAACCGCCUUCUUAUACUCUUUAGAGACCCAGACCACUAUUGGCUAUGGCGGUCGGGCUCUCACGGGUCACUGCCCGGGCACGGUCGCCCUGUUGAUCAUCCAGUCCCUCAUGGGCACCAUCAUAAACUGCUUUAUGUGUGGACUCAUUUUGGCAAAGAUCUCUCUCCCGAAGAGAAGAGCAAAGACGGUAACCUUCAGCGAAACAGCGGUCAUUUGUCUUUGGAAGGGGAAUCUGUGCCUCCAGAUACGAGUGGCCAACCUUCGAAAAACUCUUCUUAUUGGCAGCCACGUUUAUGGAAAGCUUCUGCGGACCACCAUUACUCCAGAAGGGGAGACCAUCAUACUGGAUCAGGUGAAUAUUGACUUUUUGGUGGAUGCUGGAAAGGACAAUCUGUUCUUUGUUUGUCCACUUACCCUGUACCACGUGAUCGACAAAUCAAGCCCGUUUUCCGAGAUGGCUACAAACACUCUUCAGCAGCAGGACUUUGAGUUAGUGGUCUUCCUAGAUGGUACGGCUGAAUCCACCAGCUUGUCCUGUCAAGUCCGAACUUCAUACCUUCCGCAGGAGAUCAAGUGGGGUUACAACUUCCUGCCCGUCAUCUCUCGCACCAAGGGUGGGAAAUACCGCGUCGAGCUGUCCAAUUUUUCCAAAACGGAACCAGUGGUGACUCCGCACUGCGCUUGCUGUUUUCACAACGAAAAUAACAAGGAGCUUAUUCUCCACCGACACGGACGUGAAGGCAUCGAUAACCUAGGAUUUGAUGUUAUUGACCUUCAAGACUCUGUUGAUGCAACUGAGAAGGGUGAUUAAGGACGCUACAGCAGUGACUGAUUGAGAGGAACACAAGUAUGAAGUAAACAUCCUGUGAAAGUUAGAAGCCACAUAAAAAGAGAGAGAGGAAGAGGACUCAUUAUAGACAGUUACGUUCACUAACAAACGGGCUGUGUUUCAAAACCUGAGCUGCCUGUGUAGUCAGACUAUUAAGGCAUUAUUUGUGCUUCUGACAAUUAUGCUGCUAAGAUACCUUGUUUUGAUUAAAUUGUAAUUUAAAUUAAAUUGUCAGUGGCUCAUGGUGGGUAAAGUGAGAGAAUUUUGUGUGUGUGUGCGUGUGUCUAUCUAUCUAUAAUAUAUAUAUAGCUAUAUAUACACAUCUCUCUCUCUCUCUCUCUCUCUCGCUAUAUAUAUAUAUAUAUAUAUAUAUAUAUAUAUAUAUAUAUAUCUUAGGGGUGUAACGGUACAUGUAUUCGUCCCGAAUCGUAACGGUUCGGUUCAUGCAGUUAGACGCUGAAUACAGUCAGUCACAGGCGAUCCACACUACAAUCCAGAAGGGGGCGCGCACAGUAAUGCUUUUUAGCAUAACCUAUUUUAACCAGCAUUAACCACCAAUAAUCGCAAUAAGCUCUGUGUUUUGUUACUUUCGAUAAGAAACAAAGUGCCAUCUUUCAAAUUCUGUCCAUUUUAUCACGAAAUUCAAACAAUAAAUGCCGUUUUGGCGCUUUUCAACGCCUCAGUUCAAACGGCAGCGUGGAUCGUGAGUGAACGCGAUCAUCUCUUUCUCUUCACUACUACAGAAUGAACAUGAAGGUAUGUUGAAAGGUACAGUACAACUUACUGAAACGUAUCAUAUCUCGUUUAAUCGCUUAAUCAGUGUUUCAACCGCGGAAAGAUGUCAGUAAAACAGUUUGUAAACAAUAUGUCACGUAGUAUUACAUUUACCUCAGAAAAUCCAUUGUGUCAACAGCUUGUUAGUUCGCUAGAGAAAUGAACUGUUUCGCUAAAUAUAUGCACUAUAUUAGCCUAUAUAUUAAUUAUAUUUAACUUAACCUGUUAGUUAAUGUAAGGCCUAAAUAAAUCCAUCCUGAAAACAAGUUAUGACAGCCACUGUGUAAAUGAUUAUAUUUCAACAACGAAUUGUAGAAACAGAAGUUAAUGCAAAAACUGCCUUAUGUGUAAUUUACAUUUUUUAUUAUUAUUUGAGUGUUGUUGAUUAUAUCUAAAAAAUAAAUAGCUCUGUAAUAGUUUACAGCAUUAGCUGAGAUAGAUUUUUUUAUCCUUAAGAAAAUUGUAACUAUAAUUGAAUAAAUUUAAAGACAGAGACACAGUUUGUUCAGUAAAACAUUGUUUAAUAAAAAGAGAAAAAAAUGUUUUGUUUUCUCACCCUGCUGUACCAAACCCGUACCAAACCAUGACUUUAAAACCGAGGUACAUACCGAACCGUCAUUUUUUUGUACCGUUACACCCCUAAUAUAUAUAAAUAUAUAUAUACCAGUAAAAUGUCCUCACAAGUUGGUUGUCAUAAUAUUGCACUAUACAAGUGAAGACAUUUGCCCCUCACAAGUAUAUACCUGCACACACUCAAAUACAUAAACUACUGUUCAGUUAUCAAUAAGAUUUUUAUUUAAUUUUAUUUAAUGUUUUUGAAAGUUUUUUUGCUCAGCAAGGUGAGCAGCAGUAUUUUAUGAAAUAUUACAAUUUAAAUAACUGUUUUUAAUAUAUUACUGUCACUUUUGAUCAAUUUAAUCCAUCCUUGCUCUCUAUAUAUAUAUAUAUAUAUAUAUAUAUAUAUAUAUAUAUACACACCUGUAUAUGUGUUUUCAAACAAAAUUUGGGUCAAAAAUGGACAAACCCAAAUCUGGGUUGAAACACCCCAACAUUUUUUAGAGUGUAUGGAGUUGCAUUUGCAUGAUGCACAGACUUGCUGGCUACAAAUACAGUUGACAGGGAGGACCCGCACACUUGUGGGUAAACAAAAACCCCAGUUACCAUAGUGACCCAUUCAUUUCUAAGGGAGACGUUCAUUUCUAAAUGCUGCAGGCAUAUUUUAAGAUGUGUGAUUCCACAUGCAUCUCAAAACCUGUCACUGGUUUGCUUUAUUUCACAACAAUCAUUUUAUUAAUUUAGCUGAGAACCCCCCCUUUAGAAGCAAUUGUUUGCUUCUUUUGAACUGCAUAAAAAUCCCCAAACCCACAGUGUAAACCUUUCGUUUAGUUAGAAUACUGCAUUAGAAGACAGAUGUUUUUGUAGACAUCAGGGCAGCUCUCUAGGUUUUGAAACAGAGUCAAUAUUUUCAUAUUUGUGUAAAAUUUUACUACGUUUUUCAUUGUUUCAUCAAGAUCUAACUUCUAACAAGAAUCAAUGGAGAACAAGUUUGGGGAAUUCCAUUUUAAGUGAUUGCAGACAUUGACAAGAGACGCCUGCUGAGUGUUCAUUUGAGGAUCAGAGCAGAAACCAAAUUAGAUUAAGGAGAAGCAUAAGAGUAGUGAGUGGAACCAAGUUCCCCCCUGCCUCAACGUAUGUUACUAAAUAUGAUUAUAUUAUUAUUAACAUGUUAAAGCAUUAAAAUAAUUCAGGACCAGAGAGAGCCCUUAAUGUCAUAAACAAGCAAUUUCAUGCACAUUCGAGAGUAGAUGCGAUUUGAGAAUGAAUGUGAUUUUUCUAAUUACAUUGUAAACAUUUUGCUGUGAAGAUUAAAAUGGACUGACCUAUAAAAAGGCUCGUUCACUCUGAACUGAGCAGCUUUUAGAAGGUCAUAACAUUUUAGAGAGGCUGGAAAGGUUUGAUUCUGCAUGAAUGUCAUACAUUUUUUAUCUUUAUUCACUAAUGAGUGAGUAAUUUCAAAAUUACGUAAACAGUAAAGCUUUCUUUAAUUAAA